Dendrobium catenatum is the source of this 771-nucleotide messenger RNA. RefSeq names its product vacuolar protein sorting-associated protein 32 homolog 1. Gene Ontology annotation, biological process: vesicle budding from membrane; late endosome to vacuole transport via multivesicular body sorting pathway. Gene Ontology annotation, cellular component: ESCRT III complex; multivesicular body; cytoplasmic side of plasma membrane. NCBI's taxonomy places the organism in Eukaryota, Viridiplantae, Streptophyta, Magnoliopsida, Asparagales, Orchidaceae. The record is from RefSeq and is a predicted model, not a curated record.
UGUUUCUCGCCGCUUCAACCCCUCGCUUUCUCUCAGACACUGGCGCACUACCUUCGUUCCUUGAACACUCUCUCUUUAACCUACAAUCUUGCUAGUAUGUCAUCUCUUACAAUGUUUGCCAAGAUCUUCCGGCGUUGCAAGGACGAACCGGGCUCCGUAUCGCAUUCGAAAGGCUUGAGAAGAAGGAGAUUAUUUUGCAAGAAAAGAUUGCUUUGGAGAUUGAGAGAGCCAAAGAAUUUACAAAGGCAAAAAAUAGACCAGCUGCAUUGCAAUGCUUGAUGAGGAAGAAGUUUUAUGAAGAACAAAUUGAGCACCUUGGGAGCUUUCAAAUGCUUAUUCAUGACAAGGAGCAAAAGCUGCAGAAGAAAUCAUCUAUUAUUGGCGGUCAGCGUGAACAAAUUACUAGCAAUGUAAAUGGCAAAUUGGGGAAAAGCAGUAUUCGUACUACUUUGGACUCAGCUCUUUAGUAAAAUUAUUUGCACAAAAAUUGCAAGAUGUUCAUGCUUGAGGUAGAAGAAAGAGGUCUAAGCUGUGUUACUGCAGUAACACCAACAGAAAUAGAGGCCGGCUAUGAAGGCUUCAACUGACACAUUUGACUUAGUGAGUUCGUAACAUGUAAAUAGUUAACUAUCUAAUGUCUUCAGGUAGAAAUUGCAAAACUUGGCUUUUAUCUCUAUGUUUGUUCAUAGUUUUUAGUUUCUGACACUGAUACGAACUCUUUCAUUUUAUAAUCUGUUAAGCAUUUGGGUUGGUUUCGGUUCAUGAAAACAA